AUGGCGUCCGCCCAUGACGUAACGGUUAAGUAAACCUUCCCAUAACAUUAAUUAAGUAUUUUAUAUGUUUGUUGAACGAAGAAAGUUAAUAAUACAUAACUUAUUUCUUGUGAUAAAAUGAAUUCCAAAGUUUACAAGUGGUGUAUGGUCCCUAUGUGUAAAAACACAUCAAUAACAACACCUAACAAAUUGUUUCUUUACGUUCCAAAUAAGAAAAUAAUGAGAGAUAAGUGGCUGGAGCUUGCAGGGCGAAACCCAGCAGAAAUAGUUUCGAAUUCACCAGUUUAUUUUUGUGAAGACCAUUUUGAUCUACCAAAUGAUAUGGAAAAUUAUAUGGAGUAUCGUGUAAUGGGGUUCGUAUCACAAGUACGUAAGAAACCAGGUUGCAUUCCUACAAAAUUUGCAUGCCAAACAUACAAAAAUAAUCAAAGCCUAUCCGAUACUAUAGAACCACAAAAUAUAUGUAAUAAACGUAAGGUAACGGCUCUAGAAAAAUGUGAAAAGCAAUCAGAAGAAAAUUGUAUGUUCAGAAAACAUUUAAAAACAGAAGAAAUAGCAUCUGGAAGUUCAGUUGAACCAGAAAUAAUAUAUACGGAAGAGAGUAAAACAGAUUGUAAAUAUGGGGAAGACUCUCAAAACAUUGGUUCUCCCAAAUGUGAACCAAAAAUAAAGAAGGAAAAAUUGGAUGACAUUGAAGAUAUCAAGGAAAAUGUAUCAAAAAAUAAUUUCAUAUUUAUAAAAAGUGAAAUUCCUGAGGAAGUUGGACUCAAGGAGGAAGAUGAAUAUUCUUUGGUUGAACAGUUAUUGGAACUAGUUAAUCAAACUGAGACAGUUAAGGAAGAAUUAGCAGAUGCCUCUGAUGAUACAAUAAAAAAAGAAAAGCAAGUUUGAAAUUAAGAGGGUGAAUAAAUUUGUCCCUAAUUCUUUACUGGAGGGACUAUUUCUUGACAGUUUCUACUGAAAAAGAUUCAUGGGAUUUAAAAAAAAAUUGUCAUCUGAAAUAUCAAAACUCAAGAAGUAUUUCUGCGUGAAUUGUCAGUUAACAGAGAGUAUAUGGCUUGUUUGAACAAAAUGCAUCAAAAUAAGGUAAGCGAACGCUGUUGCUUUUGUGGUUGCCAAACUAUUUUUAAUCCAAAGUUAAUAAAUCCGUAUUGAUCGCACAUGAUAGAAAAAUAUUGGACUAUAAUUAUUGAUUUUGUGAUUUUGUUACUUGGUUGAAACACUUCACGCUACAAGAAAAAUGUGCUAUUUGUGUGUGUCUGUAUUAUUUUAAGAUUUUAUAGACUGAAAAAACUGAUAUUAGUAAGUUGAGUUAUAUUCAAAAUAUUUUUAUAAACAGAAAAAGUAUCUUGUGAAUAAUAAAGUAUUUUAACGAA
This is a messenger RNA of Harmonia axyridis, 1376 nucleotides long. RefSeq lists its product as uncharacterized. Lineage: Eukaryota; Metazoa; Arthropoda; Insecta; Coleoptera; Coccinellidae. Bases 118 to 891 code for a protein of 257 amino acids. The record is from RefSeq and is a predicted model, not a curated record. The transcript has 6 exons.